CACAAAGCUGAGCUUUAAAAGCACGAUAAGUAACUCGAAUUAUUAAAGUGUCUAAAAGUCUUCUAUUUGGUAGCUUUAUCACUCAAAUAAAGUAAAUGUAGUUAGAAAAUAAAAAGAGAAGCUCUAUUUAUUUGUUCAACAGCCUCCGUUUAGCUUUGAAAACUGUUUGGUUGCCGAUAGCAACGAGAGGGCGUUACCAAUUUGACGGACAGCUUCAAGAGACAAUCAGCGCUUUUUCAUAAAAUGAAACUGGAGUCGUCUUACAGCGUUAUCCGAAACCUUGACGCUUUUGUCAGGUGAACUUGCCUCCUGGCCGACAUCGCACACAUUCCUCAAGUCAAAUUGAACGCUAACAGUUAUGAUGGAGUCAAGCCAUUUACAUGGCGUACAUGAGACAGACCCCAACUCUACAUGGGUCAACCAGUUUCAAUCAAUGGAAGUAGACAGUGUGGAGUGUCUCAGAAGAAGAAUCAAAUAUUACUUCAUGAAUCCUUGUGAAAAGUACCAUGCUCGUGGACGGAAACCAUGGAAACUUCUCCUGCAGAUCAUUAAAAUAGCCAUUAUCACAGUCCAGUUGGUGUCGUUUGGGCUGAGCAACCAAAUGGUUGUAACUUUUAAGGAAGAAAACGUCCUGGCAUUUCAGCAUAUUUUCUUGAAAGAUUUUGUCGAUGGGGGAAUCGCUACAUAUGCUCUUUACAAACAAGAAGAUGUUUAUGAUCACAUAAGAUAUGUAAUUGAACAGUAUAGACAUCUGCACAACACAACAGUAGGAAACCAUGAAUAUGAAAAAAAUGGCUCUGCCUACACACCCUUGUCUCUGUGCCAGGAGUUCUACAGAAAUGGCAGCAUCUACCCUGGCAACGACACUUUUGAAAUUGAUGCAAAUGUGGAAACGGAUUGCAUUGACAUCUAUCCAAUGAAUCGGUCGUCAUCGCCAGAGGUUGUCCCACAGUUUGAGUUGGACUUUAAAAGAAUGCUCUCAAUCAAAAUCUCAUUCGCUCUCAAAGCCAUCAAUUUACAGACAGUCAGACACAGAGAGCUGCCAGACUGCUAUGAAUUCAACAUCCUUAUCACUUUCAACAACGGAGCACACAGUGGCAGGAUAAAGGUGGACCUCGAAAAUGAUGUUGAGAUCAAUGAGUGCAAGGACUGGAAAGUAACCGGAGCAUCUGCCAAAAGCAUAUAUUUGACCCUGAUGUUUGACUGCCUUAUCAUCAUAACAUGCAUUACUUCCUUCGCUCUCUGCUUACGCUCAGUGUUCAGUGGGAUUCAGCUGCAGUUUGAAUACACACACUACUACCAAAACCAGAGUGGGAAAGAUGUGCCCUGGUCUGACAGGCUGGAGUUUGUUAAUGGCUGGUACAUCCUGAUCAUUGCCAGUGACUUGUUAACUAUCACUGGCUCUAUUCUAAAGAUUGAUAUUCAAACUAAGGUCCUGACAAGCUAUGAUGUGUGCAGCAUCUUUCUUGGUAUUGGCACCAUGUUUGUUUGGAUUGGGGUCAUCCGCUACAUGGGCUAUUUUCGCAAGUACAAUAUCCUCAUCUUGACUCUCAGGGCAGCUUUUCCAAAUGUGAUUCGUUUCAUCUGCUGUGCUGGAAUAAUCUACCUGAGUUACUGCUUUUGUGGAUGGAUUGUCCUUGGCCCAUAUCAUGAGAAGUUCCGUACCUUGAAUACUGUAUCUGAGUGCCUAUUCUCCCUGAUCAAUGGAGAUGAUAUGUUUCCCACCUUUAAAAAUAUGAAACAGAAGAGCAGCCUGAUUUGGAUGUUCAGCAGGGUCUACCUAUAUACCUUUGUCUCCCUGUUCAUCUACAUGAUCCUCAGUCUAUUCAUCACUAUCAUCACAAACACCUACGACACCAUCAAGCAACAGCAAAUGAGUGGGAUUCCUACAUCUGAACUCCAGCGAUUCCUUUCAGAGUGCAAAGACCUCCCAAACUCUGGAGUUUACAGACUUGACAAGAAUAGUUGCUUCUUGCAGUGCUGCAUGAACAAGUGCAAAGAGCAUCACGAGAGGUUGACUUCAAAUGAAUAGUGUAUCCAAAUUAUUGAAAAUUACAGUAAGUGAAGAAAAUCCCUUUUUAGGUUUGCAAAAUUGUGAAUAAGCAAGGAGAACAACACUACAUGAAACAUUUGUCACGUUUGCACAAUGAAGGUAAAACUCAUUUUGUUCAUUUUGUUUUUGAAUACAAGGAAAACAAGAUGUGUAAAAUAAACAUUUGUCCAGAUGCUAUUUCAGUAUUUUCAAUGAAAUGUAAAAACUGUAAAAAGCUGUAUUGGUAUGUAGCAAAAGAUUCCCCUUUAAAUUUUGUAACGCUACUACUAAAUGUCACUUUGAAUGCUUGAGUUGAGAUUUGCACAUAAGGAAUCAUUGAAUACAUAAGAAUAAAAUGAUUUUAUUUUU
Messenger RNA from Corythoichthys intestinalis (scribbled pipefish), 2401 nucleotides. It is a transcript of the gene mcoln3b, whose product is annotated as mucolipin TRP cation channel 3b. Gene Ontology annotation, molecular function: NAADP-sensitive calcium-release channel activity. Gene Ontology annotation, cellular component: lysosomal membrane; plasma membrane. The transcript is spliced from 14 exons. Lineage: Eukaryota; Metazoa; Chordata; Actinopteri; Syngnathiformes; Syngnathidae. The record is from RefSeq and is a predicted model, not a curated record. The coding region runs from base 359 to 2032 and encodes 557 amino acids.